GACUCCCAUUCCCGCAGUGCUGAAGGUUAUUGCAGGUGGAAGAAGAAGGAAGCGGCUGAAGCAGUUGCAAUGGCUCCCAAGCAGAGAACACCAAAGGUGAGCCGAAAUCCCGAAUUGAUUAGAGGGAUUGGUAAGUACUCGAGGUCGAAGAUGUACCAUAAGAGAGGCCUCUGGGCUAUCAAGGCCAAAAAUGGUGGCGUUUUCCCUCGUCACGAUCCCAAGCCCAAGCCUGAAGCUCCUGUGGAGAAACCUCCCAAGUUUUACCCUGCCGAAGAUGUCAAGAAGCCCUUGGUCAACAAGCACAAGCCGAAGCCUACUAAACUCAGGGCUAGCAUUACUCCCGGUACUGUGCUUAUUCUUCUUGCUGGGAGAUUCAAGGGAAAGAGGGUCGUUUUUCUGAAGCAGCUUCCUUCUGGGUUGCUCCUUGUUACUGGCCCAUUUAAGAUUAAUGGAGUUCCUUUGAGACGUGUUAGCCAAUCAUAUGUGAUCGGCACCUCCACAAAGGUUGAUAUUUCUGGAGUUAAUGUCGAGAAAUUUGAUGACAAGUACUUUGCCAAGAAGGCUGAGAAGAAGAAGAAGAAGGGAGAAGGAGAGUUUUUUGAGGCGGAAAAAGAGGAGAAAAAUGUCAUCCCCCAAGAGAAAAAGGAUGACCAGAAAACCGUGGAUUCUGCCUUAUUGAAAGCCAUUGAGAGCGUCCCAGACUUGAAGGCUUAUUUGGGGGCAAGGUUUUCUCUCAAGGCUGGCAUGAAGCCUCAUGAGCUAGUCUUCUAAGAGAAUACGAGUCUUAGCUUUGAUUUUCCUAUUUGAUCUUGAAGUUUGCUCUUGUAGUUGUACUCUUUCUUUCUUGGCUAUAGACUUCAAAAGGAUAUGAUUGUCAUUUUAGGUUACCUGCUGGUCCAGGAUUUUCCCUCCUUUCAAUUUUGCUUUUGUGAACUCUUAACUAAAUCUACAAAUUUGUUAUAUA
Messenger RNA from Neltuma alba, 964 nucleotides. Its product is annotated as 60S ribosomal protein L6. The transcript is spliced from 4 exons. The record is from RefSeq and is a predicted model, not a curated record. Gene Ontology annotation, molecular function: structural constituent of ribosome; RNA binding. Bases 70 to 771 code for a protein of 233 amino acids. Gene Ontology annotation, biological process: ribosomal large subunit assembly; cytoplasmic translation. Gene Ontology annotation, cellular component: cytosolic large ribosomal subunit; ribosome. Lineage: Eukaryota; Viridiplantae; Streptophyta; Magnoliopsida; Fabales; Fabaceae.